AUGCGCUUGACUUGGCAUUCGCCAGCCCUUUUUGCCAUUGGGACUUUUGUCCAAUGCGCCAAAUCUGCACCGCAAUCCUCCUCGGGCACGCUCGCCGACAGGGCACCAUCUGGGGCCAAGUCGGUCAUCAUCCAGAUGUUCGAGUGGACGUGGGAUAGUGUCGCCGCCGAAUGCACUAGUUUCAUUGGCCCAGCAGGUUAUGGAUUCGUCCAAGUGAGCCCGCCUGCCGAGCACAUACAAGGGAGUCAGUGGUGGACCGAUUACCAACCGGUCUCCUACACUCUCAAUUCCAAGAGAGGUAACCGCAGCCAGUUCGCCAACAUGGUGUCAACCUGCCACUCCGCUGGUGUCAAAGUCAUCACGGAUACAAUAUUCAACCAUAUGGCAGGAGUUGAGUCUGGCACCGGAGUGGGCGGCUCUUCCUUUACCCAUUACAACUACCCGGGUAUAUAUCAAACGCAGGACUUCCACCACUGCGGUCUUGAGCCGGGAGACGACAUCGUCAAUUACAGCAACAGACUCGAAGUGCAGACGUGUGAGCUUGUGAACCUAGCUGAUCUGGCAACAGAUACCGAGUAUGUUAGAGGUCGCCUAGCAGCCUAUGCCAAUGACCUCCGUUCGCUGGGUGUCGAUGGUUUCCGUUUAGAUGCUGUUAAACAUAUUGCUUCAGGCGAUCUCGCAAACAUCCUCUCUCGGGUUACCGGUCCCUUCUACGUAACACAAGAAGUGAUCUUCGGUGCCGGAGAAGCUGUCCAGCCAUCCGAAUACGUUGACAUCGGUGAUGUCCAAGAAUUCCGAUACACGAGUGAGCUGAAGAAUGCGUUUUCUGGCGGGGGGAUAGCCAAUUUGCAGGACCUAGAGAAUAGAGGCUGGGUCACUGGUAGCAAAGCCAAUGUCUUCGUCACGAACCACGAUACUGAACGGAACGGUGCUUCGCUGAAUGCCAAUUCGCCGUCCAAUACUUACGUUACUGCGACGAUAUUCUCGCUGGCACAUCCUUAUGGGACACCGACGAUCCUCUCGAGUUACUCCGGGUUCACCAAUACCGAUGCGGGCGCACCCAAUGGAGGUGUCGGAACGUGCUCUGGGACUGGCGGCGCGAACGGCUGGUUCUGCCAGCAUCGAUGGGUGGCAUUCUCCGGCAUGGUCGGUUUCCGGAACACAGUAGGCUCGGCAGGCAUAACAAACUGGGUCUCGCCACAAAGCCAGCAGAUCGCCUUCGGGAGAGGUUCCGCAGGUUUCGUCGCCAUCAACAACGCCGACUCGAGCUGGACCGCAACGUUUGCGACGUCGCUCCCCGCUGGGGCGUACUGCGAUGUCAUCAGUGGGAGUGCUAAUGCAGGGACGUGUUCGGGAUUAUCAAUCACGGUCGCUGGGGGCUCCUUCAGUGCUACUGUCCCCGCCCGGAGCGCCAUUGCCAUUCAUACGGGUGCAACGGGAACGGGGUCAGGGAACGGGAACGGUGGAUCUGAUACGGUCGCCGUCACAUUCGAGGAAACUGCCACGACCACGCUGGGAGAGAAUAUAUACCUAGUCGGCUCUAUCCCGCAGCUCGGGGUAUGGGUGCCGGAAGCAGCUAUCUUGCUGUCCGCCGCUACCUACCCGGUGUGGAGAGUAACGGUGAACAUUCCCGCUGGCACAUCGUUCACCUACAAGUUUAUCAGGAAAGAGACAGACGGUGGCGUCGUUUGGGAAUCCGACCCGAAUCGCCAGCUGACUGUGGGGGCUUCUGGGACGCAGACGGUCAGCAGUUCAUGGAAGUGA
Messenger RNA from Pleurotus ostreatus (oyster mushroom), 1764 nucleotides. RefSeq lists its product as uncharacterized. Bases 1 to 1764 code for a protein of 587 amino acids. Lineage: Eukaryota; Fungi; Basidiomycota; Agaricomycetes; Agaricales; Pleurotaceae. Gene Ontology annotation, biological process: carbohydrate metabolic process. The record is from RefSeq and is a predicted model, not a curated record. Gene Ontology annotation, molecular function: starch binding; cation binding; alpha-amylase activity. The transcript has 14 exons.